Messenger RNA from Aricia agestis (brown argus), 1855 nucleotides. RefSeq names its product eukaryotic translation initiation factor 3 subunit A. The record is from RefSeq and is a predicted model, not a curated record. Bases 61 to 1725 code for a protein of 554 amino acids. Gene Ontology annotation, cellular component: cilium. The transcript is spliced from 11 exons. NCBI's taxonomy places the organism in Eukaryota, Metazoa, Arthropoda, Insecta, Lepidoptera, Lycaenidae. Gene Ontology annotation, biological process: cilium movement; outer dynein arm assembly.
AGUAAUUUCUACACAUUUUCUAGACAAAUUUUAAUCCUAUCCAGAAAAUAAGGGACCACAAUGUUGUCGGCUGCAAAAGUGCGUAUCCAUGGGAUGCAAGAUGAGAAUUGGGUGAUUAAGGAUAAAAUCAACCAAUAUAGGGGACUCAUCAAGUUAUACGAAAGAGAUAGAAAAAUCCACGAAGGCGAUUUGGUGAGACAGAAGAAGCGAUACUUUCGGGACAUUCGUCAGCUGCGAAAGGACAUCACAGACAAGCGUGGUGAACUCGCCGUGGCCGUAUAUGGAGACAAACAGUUCCUGAGAAACGCCUUCCAGGAGCACAGGAGACUGCAACUCACAUACAUGAAUAGUCAGGCCGAUAAAGUGUUAGAGAGCAUUCAUCAAGAAAACUUCAAUAAACGAAAGCAAUUGGACAGAAUUCGAUAUUUGAAAAAGAAAAAAAUGGAAAAGUUUAGACUGAGUCAGUUGGAGUCAGAUGAGUUGCGCGACCGGCUUUUGUUCGAGGUGGGCGGAAAACUACCCGCAGAGAAGAAAGAACAGGCCGUCGCCAAUUACGUGCAACGAGCAAACAUCAAAAAGAAUGCAGCUCUAGCCAUUAAAGUCAUGUACAAGAAGAUACUGGACAUACUGAAAAAGGACUCGAUCUACUUCACGGUAGUUUUGGAAGCAUUGAAGCAGGAUUGCCGUGCUCAGGGCAAGUGUCUGAUGGGAGCUACGGAGAUGGGUCAGCUGGCUAUGGAGUACCUCGACGAUAGGAAGUUCGACUACAACAAGCUCGAGAAAGAGAUAAAAGCUAAUAUGAAAGAAAGGGAGCGAACGCUGAAGAUUGUGAGGCGCGAGCUCACUUUCCUCACAAAUUCGUUCCCCAAUUUGAUACGGAAAGAGGAGGUGACGAACCUGGACGAGCUAUAUGAGGAGGAGGAGACUGGUAGCAGUCACUCGGUGCACUGGGAGUUGGAGGAGGUGGUGGGAACCUGCAAACGGCUGCAGCGGGCGACGCUGUCGCAGUCCUUCGACUCCAUACUACCCAGGCUCAAAGAUCAGAAGCACCAAGCGGAGAGACUGACUAUACAGCUGAGGUUGAACAGUCAGAAGAGAGACGCACUACUGGAGAAUAGACAACACGCGUUGCUCAUGUUGGACUGCUUGAAGAACGUUGGACAGGAGCGGACGGCGCAAUACAUACAAGACAAAAAGAAGCUUCGGGAACAACUAAUUACUGAGGAGCGGGAAGAGAAAAAUCUGAUCAAAUCCCUCGAUGAAAGGGGACAGCUUAUUAUAGAAAUGAAAACCUCCUUACAACAGAUUAAUCACCUGCUCUCUAGUGUCGGUACUCCAAAUGUUCAAAAAAAACAAGGACCACCACCCUCUUUUAAACAAGCUCUGGAUUUGCCAGACAGUUUCACGCAAAAAGUACCUGAAGUGGAGGCAGAUUUGGACAAAUUACUGUCGGUUGCUCGUCAGAAACUAAAUGUGCUGGUGCAAGCGGCGUCUAAGAUAGAGAUGACUGAUACGACUAGAGCGAACGCCAAUCUAUUCUACCAUAAUACCCUUUCCAAGUACAUGAAGGACAAUUUCAAGGAAGACGUCGUUGCAGAAGCUGGUCUCAUAGAGUUUGAGAUGGAGGACCCAAACGUGCCGAGCCACGCGAUGAUCAAGCUCAGGAGCCAGCAAUUGGUGGACUCCCAAGUCAGCGAGUUUGACGUGCCAGACACAAAGAAGUAACCUGUAUUUAAAUAAUUAUUACAAUAUUUUGAGCAAUGGAUGUGAUGUGAAUCGUUCUAAAUCGAUGACUGAGGUAUUUAAUUAAACUUGUUAUUGCCUUUUUGAUUAAUAAAUUCGGUGUGUCACUUUU